AUGGUUAUCAGCCCAAAUUUUAGGGGCGGUUGGCCGCUUGUGCGCAUAAUCCAUCCCAACAACCUGCCAACCUUGUCGACUGUCCAGCAUCUCGAUGUACGCGAUAAUGAACAGAGACUUGCACCAUCUAUUGGACUAGAUCUAGCCCUCUCAUUCCCAAAUCUUCGGACAGUAGUUUGGAACUUCGGAGACUGCUACCAUUCCCAUGACAAAGAACUAGAGUUCGACGAUUCCGAUGAAGAAGAACCAGAUCUCAACCCAUUAUUACCCCCUGAGUACGCACGAGCUAAAGAGCCAAGAGCGCGUCGCGUAGCUCGUGCAGAGUUUGCGAAAAGCCUCAUGCUGACCCCCUUCCACCGUUUCAACUCCGCCGAUAUGUACUUCUACCACGAAAGCUACUCGUUUGACCAAAGAUACCCAGCCCCAAGCAUCGUACCUCAUGGUCUCUCCCACGACACAUUCAGCACCGCUUGA
This is a messenger RNA of Bipolaris victoriae FI3, 474 nucleotides long. RefSeq lists its product as hypothetical. The transcript has a single exon. Bases 1 to 474 code for a protein of 157 amino acids. The record is from RefSeq and is a predicted model, not a curated record. Lineage: Eukaryota; Fungi; Ascomycota; Dothideomycetes; Pleosporales; Pleosporaceae.